This is a messenger RNA of Gavia stellata (red-throated loon), 969 nucleotides long. Its product is annotated as probable G-protein coupled receptor 34. Gene Ontology annotation, molecular function: G protein-coupled purinergic nucleotide receptor activity. Gene Ontology annotation, cellular component: membrane. The record is from RefSeq and is a predicted model, not a curated record. Gene Ontology annotation, biological process: G protein-coupled receptor signaling pathway. Lineage: Eukaryota; Metazoa; Chordata; Aves; Gaviiformes; Gaviidae.
AUGGCGAUGAAGGAAGACCCAGAUCCGAGACGAGUUCCUCUUUAUGAUGCUCCCUGUGAGGUGCUCCCUGUGAGGUACUCCCUCAUCUUCAUCAUUGGGCUGCUCUGCAAUGCCCUGGUGCUCUGGGUGUUCUUGUGCAGCACGCAGCGCAGGACCUCCAUCACCGUGUACAUGAGGAACCUGGCACUUUCUGACCUGCUGCUCUCUCCUUGCCUGCCCUUCCGCAUUGCCUUUCAAAGCAAGAGUGAGCCUCUGAUCUUCCGCAACAUUGUUGGGGCCGCCUUCUACCUCAAUGUGUAUGUCAGCAUCGCGUUCCUCAGCCUGAUCAGCCUCGACUGCUACCUGAAGAUCAUCUGGCCCCUGUGGAACUUUAGGAUUCACGCUGUGUCCUGUAGCACCAUGGCCUCUGGGAUAGCUUGGUUGGUGCACACAGCGUUCAUGCUGCCUUUCUUUUUUGAGACAAGAGGAAAAGGGCCCUGUGACCAUAAAUUCCGCUUCAGGAGCAAAAGCACCACAGCAGCAGCUUUUAACAUGGUUGCAGUAGUUACUUUCUUCAUCCUGCUGCUGCUCUUCCCCUACUUCUACGGCAAGGUAUUUGCCAAGCUCCACAGAGACUCCUCAGUGAAAGCUCAGCAGCUGAACAAGAGGACCAGCAUGAGAGCCGCCGCCAAGACCUCCAUAGUCCUGAUCAUCUUCAUUGUAUGCUUCACCCCCUAUCACAUUGCCUGCAUUCCUUACAUCCUUGCACAAGUGGGGGGCAUUUCUAGUCUGCCCUGGAAGCAGGGCCUCCACCUUGCUGAUGAGCUUGUGCUCUGCAUCUCAGCCCUCAACAGCUGCCUUGACCCAGUCAUCUGCUUGUCCAGCAGCUUCCAGAGGGCUGUGCUCUGCACCAUCCAGGGCAGGCUGAAGAGAGCUCUUCUAAGGAACCAGGGAAGGCUGAGCCACAGCAAGUCUGUGACAGAGAUCUAG